GUGCCCGAUAGGUCAAGGUCAUUAAGUCGGCAGUCGUCUGAGGGCCUGUACCUGCGGAGGAUCUCGGCACAUGCUCAGGAUUAACAGUCAAACAUGGCAGCUUCAAGGGCAGCGAAUGGUUCUAUGUUCUGGGAACAUCUGAAGCAGGCUGCCAUUGUUCUGAAUGGUGGUGUUAUCACAUUUUUUGGCAUCAAUCUCUAUCGUGGUGAUGAGAAGGUUUACUCUGAGAUGUUUAUGCCCAUGGUGCACUGGCUGAAUCCAGAGACAGCACAUAAGCUAUCUGUAGCAGCAGCAAAAUACAAGCUUGUGCCACGACCUAGAGUUGCAGACCCUCUAUCUUUGAAAACAGAAGUAUGGGGGCGGACAUUCAACAACCCAGUUGGACUGGCAGCUGGAUUUGACAAGCAUGGUGAAGCAGUGGAUGGCUUGUUAAAAGCAGGCUUUGGAUUUGUGGAAAUAGGUAGUGUUACACCUGUUCCCCAGCCUGGAAAUGAAAAACCUCGUGUUUUCCGUCUCACGGAGGACAGAGCAGUAAUAAACAGGUAUGGUUUUAACAGUGAGGGCCACGAUGCUGUAUUCAAACGACUGCGUCACAGAGAAGCAGAGCCAGUUGUUUCAGAUGCUGCCUUACAGCACAUGUCACAGGACAGAAAUAUGCUGAAUAUCAACUUCUGGACUGAUACCUCAGAGUAUGUACAACAAGAUCAGCAGAGGCGUGGUAAACCUCGCUCGCAGAAGACAGAAAGGGGGCUGAUGGGUGUCAACCUUGGCAAAAACAAGCUGUCUGGCCACCCUGUGUCAGACUAUGUGACUGGAGUGCGAAUUUUUGGCAAGGUUGCUGAUUACCUGGUGAUAAAUGUGAGUUCACCAAACACACCUGGUCUGCGUGAUCUGCAGGGAAAGAAAGAGUUAGAGGAACUGCUAGAUCAGGUAGUAGCUGAGCGAGACAGACUGAGGGUUUCACCAAAGCCCCCUUUGCUGCUGAAAAUUGCCCCUGAUUUGUCAGACAAAGACAAGGAAGAUAUAGCUGCUGUAGUAACAAGACCACAGGGAGGUGUUGACGGCUUGAUAGUAACAAACACCACCGUGCAGCGUCCAUCAACAUUAAAGAGCAAGCACAAAGGGGAAGCAGGUGGUUUGAGUGGAGAGCCACUCAAGGAUAUGUCUACAAGUGUUGUCCGAGAUAUGUACAGACUAACGAAAGGCAAAGUUCCGAUCAUUGGCACAGGUGGCAUCAGCAGUGGAAAGGAUGCUUAUGAAAAGAUCAAAGCAGGUGCAUCAUUAAUUCAGGUGUACACAGCUUUGGUUUAUCAUGGUCCACCUGUUGUUGCAAAAAUCAAGCGAGAACUGGAUCAGUUACUUAGGGAGGAUGGCUACAACAGUGUAACCGAGGCCGUUGGAGCAGAUUUUAAGCAAAAGAAAUAGUGACUCAUUGGACAUGGUUUCUGCAUUCAUUGCAAAUAUCUCUAUUUGAGACCCAAGACACUAAUCCAAUGCUCCUGCAGGUUUUGGAGCUUUUCCACACUAGCCACUCUCGUGGUUUCCCUGCGUGUGAAGGAUUUGUGCUUUAUUCUGUGCCAGUGAAUAGAGUGUAGAGGAGAUGCAACUGACAAGAUGGUGGUGCACAGUGUUGGUGUUGAAGCAUGCUCACCAGGAAGGACUGCGUCUGUAGUUGAGCAGUAAAUAUUCACUAGCAAGAUACUUUGUUAUACAAACCAUACCCUGAACAAUAGUUGUUAAAAAAACAAACUGUCAGUUUAAAACUGUGAAAGUGUCACGGACCAGUCAGUGCUUCCCAUGUUUUUCAGACUAUUUAACCCUUUUGUGACUCACGGACUAAAAAGUGUAUGUGGAAUGUAUGGUUGAAUGGAUGAAAACAGUUUUGGUGGGAACGAGUUGUGGAAAUUUACUCAGACCUGGGAUAGCAAGAGAAGACAAUGUGCCGGAGUCACGAGUUGUAAAUCUCCCGAGCUUAGAUUUUGUUUUCAGUAGAAGGGUAGUGUCAAUCCACGCUGGAUGCGGCGCUGUACUGACACGUUUUGGGAUUAACUUCGCCUAGGCAAGGUACGAUAUCUUUUUCUGUUAUUGCUUAUGGAAUUGUAUUAGAACUUAUGUUUCAAAGUUGUAAACAAGAAUAUGAGAGAAAGAUGUGUGAAUUGGAGAAGUGUUUAGAAUUGUAGCAUAGUGUAACCUCGAGUUACAGGUUUUAAUCGUAUGGGCUGAUUUAACUGGAGCCUUCUGGAUAAAGAAGAAUCACCUUCCAGGACCAUUCCGUGAUCAACGUGAUUUUGGUUCAGCACCCAGCAGCACCUGGGCUCUACGAGCACCGUUAGCCCCAUGACGUCACCGCGGAGUACCUCCCCUGUGACCUCGGAAAUCGCCUUACGACACGGACAGUGUCUACAGCCUUCGCAUGUGUGCGUGUAUUUGUGUUAUUGGAUUCUAGCUGGCUGGACAUGUGGAGAGCGACAACCCUAAGAGGGAGGAUGAACUGUGAGCAACAUACUCAACGAUUGCUAGAUCAGUCGUAACAUAGAAAACAGAAGUGGAACCUCGUUGCUAUAGAAGACAGUGGGAGGAGUAUAAUCUUUAUACUUUUUGAGAUAUUUGACCAAAUGGAAACUGAUCAAGUGUCCCCACAUGUAAACAUUGUGCUUAGCGUUCUUCAUCGCCUUUAAAUCGAGGUGUUGAGGUGAGUUGUUAUCUAUGCAUAUUUGUGUUGUAGUCUGUCAACGAAAUGAACAUGAUUUGGGCAGCCUUAGGCAAUCGUUUUGUUGUGUGAAUGCGCAUUUGUCUGGUGCGAGUGUGUUGUUAAGCCACCUGUGCCAUCACAAAAUAAAGAUAUGUCUUUGAACUUA
Pomacea canaliculata is the source of this 2858-nucleotide messenger RNA. RefSeq names its product dihydroorotate dehydrogenase (quinone), mitochondrial-like. The record is from RefSeq and is a predicted model, not a curated record. Gene Ontology annotation, biological process: 'de novo' pyrimidine nucleobase biosynthetic process; pyrimidine ribonucleotide biosynthetic process. Bases 94 to 1425 code for a protein of 443 amino acids. Gene Ontology annotation, cellular component: mitochondrial inner membrane; cytoplasm. Gene Ontology annotation, molecular function: dihydroorotate dehydrogenase activity. The transcript is spliced from 10 exons. NCBI's taxonomy places the organism in Eukaryota, Metazoa, Mollusca, Gastropoda, Architaenioglossa, Ampullariidae.